UAGCAGAAGAUCAAACUCACAGUGACAUUAAGUUUCAGUCGCUAUGGACGCACGGAAGUUUUCUACCCACAUACUGGAUACGUCCGUUGGAAAGGCGGCGGCAAGUGUUAGGGUCACAGUUUCUGUCCUGGACGAGAUUCAAGAGUGGAGAUCCCUCCGAGCAGCCCAAACUAAUGCAGACGGUCGUUGCCAACUUUUGGAGGUCGGCGAGUUUCCCAGCGGAGUCUACAAGCUGACAUUUCAUGUGGGAUCCUACUUCGCAGAGCGCAAUGUGAAAACCUUGUACCCAGCUAUAGAUAUAAUUGUGGACUGUAGUGAAAAUCAAAACUAUCACAUUCCACUGCUACUUAACCCCUUUGGAUACUCCACAUAUCGCGGUACAUAGGUAUCGAAAAGUAAUUAUGAUCCAUUGUAAAAAUAAACUAGGAAGAAAUGGGGAAAAUUAAAUAAAAUGAUUCUAAAGAAAA
This is a messenger RNA of Drosophila obscura, 467 nucleotides long. RefSeq names its product 5-hydroxyisourate hydrolase. Gene Ontology annotation, molecular function: hydroxyisourate hydrolase activity. The transcript has a single exon. NCBI's taxonomy places the organism in Eukaryota, Metazoa, Arthropoda, Insecta, Diptera, Drosophilidae. The record is from RefSeq and is a predicted model, not a curated record. Gene Ontology annotation, biological process: purine nucleobase metabolic process. The coding region runs from base 44 to 385 and encodes 113 amino acids.